Molecule: messenger RNA, 1269 nt
Organism: Caenorhabditis angaria
Lineage: Eukaryota; Metazoa; Nematoda; Chromadorea; Rhabditida; Rhabditidae
Source: the annotation of a GenBank genome assembly
AUGUCGAGCAGCCGCACAUUCAUCGUCGUCUUCAGAAGCCGCCAAGUCGAGCUGGAACUGGAGGAUUUUUCGACCGGAAUUCGAUUUAUCAGGUCGUUUUUUUUUAAAUUUUUAUUUAAAAUUAGGAUACGUUUUCUAGAUAUUCUAAAACUUCUAGAUGAUUUAGGCUUUGAUUGUAAAUUUAAAGAAAUCUAGGGUUUUUAAGCUAGAUAAUUUUCAAUCAUUAUCAGCAACAUUUUUGGCGUGUAGGAUUUACUCCGAUAGUCAAAUAAAAAUGUGCACUUUGGCUGAAAACCUUUGAGCAUAAGAUUUACUCUGAUAUCGAAGAUUAUUAGGCGAUGAUUGAAGAUUUUUUGGCUUAGAAAAAACAUUAAUGCUUUAGAGUUAUGUAUUUAUUUGUUAGAGUAUACGUUUUUCUCACAUUUUCUCAUUUUCAAGAUCGAAUCAAUGUGAUGUUUCAAGUUGGCAGCGUCGACUUCAACAACAUCUUCUACAAUCUCUACAACAACAGCACUUGCCGAAGCGGUUCCGACUCCGAAAGCUGUUAUUGCUCCACCACGUGAGCUGAGAUGUCAAGCUUUUGCCGAGUUGCCACGUCUCAGUCUGAUUCAAUCGUCUCCUGCAAUCUUCUCAAUAUCGCCUCUGUCAAGCUGACUGCAACACUCCUAUCAAUUGCUAUGAAUUCGUUGCCAUCUUCUGCAACUGUUCAACACCUGAAAUGUGGAGCAGCCGCCAAUCCAUCGUCGUCUUCAGAAGCCGCCAAGUCGAGCUGGAAAUGGAAGAUUUUUUCAAUCGGAAGUCGAUUUACCAGGUCGUUUUUUUUCAAUUUUUUUUUACAAUUAGGAUACGUUUUCUAGAUAUUUUAAAACUUCUAGAUGGUUUAGGCUUUGAUUGUAAAUUUAAAGAAAUCUAGGGUUUUUAAGCUAGAUAAUUUUCAAUCAUUAUCAGCAACAUUUAUUGGCGUGUAGGAUUUACUCCGAUAGUCAAAUAAAAAUGUGCAAUUUGGCUGAAGAUCUUUGAGCAUAAGAUUUACUCUGAUAUCGAAGAUUAUUAGGCGAUGAUUGAAGAUUUUUUGGCUUAGAAAAAACAUUAAUGCUUUAGAGUUAUGUAUUUAUUUGUUAGAGUAUACGUUUUUCUCACAUUUUCUCAUUUUCAAGAUCGAAUCAAUGUGAUGUUUCAAGUGGGCAGCGUCGACUUCAACAACAACUUCCACAACACAAUCUACACAACGACAGCACUUGCCGAAGCGGUUCCGACUCCGAAAGCUGA